Molecule: messenger RNA, 1715 nt
Organism: Folsomia candida
Lineage: Eukaryota; Metazoa; Arthropoda; Collembola; Entomobryomorpha; Isotomidae
Product: mitochondrial import inner membrane translocase subunit TIM50
Exons: 6
Coding region: 320-1555 (411 amino acids)
Molecular function (GO): phosphoprotein phosphatase activity
Source: RefSeq, a predicted model, not a curated record
AUAAUCAAAUCUUCACAUGGCACAGAGAAUUGCGAAUGUGAGAUGCAAUUUUACGUCUGACUUCAACAAUUCGCAAUUUUUUCUAAGGUUUUAGAAAAUCAAACAAGUAAAUACCACUAUUUUAAACACCUGAAACUAUGAAAGUAGAAGUAGACCCAUUUACAACAAUUUAAAAUAUAGAACAAGAUACUUAAAAAUACUUGGCUAUUUAAGAACGUUCGAGUAUUUUAUUUAUUUAAUUCGCUUUAAUUUAAAAUUUAAUUCAAAGAUAUUAUGUGAUUUGUUACUGUUUUAAGUUUUCUCUACUUAUUCAUCAACGAUGGCAUCUUCACUUCGCUCAAUAUUUACACAAAGUCAUCAAGUUCUUCGCCACUGCAAAGUUCUAGGGCUGACGACAUCCUCCUUGAUCUCCAAUAAUGGUGGUGGGAGAAAUGUUUCCCAGUGGUCACUUGCGAUAAACGCGGGUGUAUUCUCCCAAAGGUCGACUGGAAGUACUGCACUCGUCUACCACUUCAAAUCCUUCUCGAAUCAGGCAACACAGAUGAAAAGCACUGUGGACAUGAACAGCAGUGGAAAUCUGGCCGGACAGGCACUGGCGAUGAAAACAGCAGAUACAAAUAAAGAUGACCAAACGGGACAAGAUGGUCAAGAUGAUGAAGCUAAAAAGGCAGCAGAAAAUCAACUUCGAGCAUUACGUUUCACAAUGUACGCAAUGGGAGGCAUAUUCGUUGGAACAGGGCUUUAUAUCUUCUUUACAUACGGGGCACCAAUACUUGAUCAACAAGGAAAUCCGAUCAGAGAUCAAUUUUCAGAUCUCCCAUUCGUUGUUCAGUAUUGGAAGCGGGCGUCGGCGGAAGUUAGCAACUAUGUCAAUUAUAUUGUGAAUCCAUCUAGGGAUAAGUUACUUCCUGACCCUGUCAAACCUCCAUAUCAUCAACCUCCGUACACGUUGCUUAUCGAAUUGAAUGGUAUUCUUGUUCACCCGGAAUGGACGUAUAAAACUGGAUGGAGAUUUAAAAAGCGACCAGGCGUAGAAUAUUUUUUAAGCCAAGUUGCUGGCUAUGCGUUUGAAGUAGUAGUCUAUACACACGAACCUGGCAUGAUUGCCUUCCCUAUAGUAGACGCAUUGGACCAGCAAGGCUAUUUUCACUACCGACUAUUUAGGGAUUCGACAAAAUAUGAAAACGGCGUUCAUCUUAAAGACCUUGACAAACUCAACAGAGAUUUAAGCAAAGUAAUUAUUGUGGACUGCAAUGGCAAAGCUGUGACUAAACAUCGAAACAACGCUCUGAUUCUUCCAAAAUGGAAAGGAAAUGAUGACGACAGAGCGUUAUUCGAUUUAGCUGCUCUAAUUCAAACAAUCGGAUCCAGUGAAGUUAAAGACGUUCGUGGAGUUUUGGAGUACUACGCCGAUUACGAUGAUCCAAUUGCUGAAUUUCGGAGGAAGCAGCAGGAACUAGUAAAGCAAGAGCAUGCUGCCAUGAAAAAAGCAGACAGCAAAGUCACUGGGUCUUUCUCUAGUGGACUUUUAGGAUCAUUGUUCCGCAAAAGUUGAAGCUGGCGUUCAUUAUUGUAAAACUUACAGUUUUUGAGUUUUACUUAGAUAUACUAGAGAACUGUGGUCAAUUUCGUUGCUAGUAAAUCAGAAUUUUUUACUGGUCAAUUAUCUAGGUUUAAAUCAUAAAUAAAUAAGUCGACCUCAUCUUGCAGAUAAA